Chelmon rostratus (copperband butterflyfish) is the source of this 948-nucleotide messenger RNA. Its product is annotated as olfactory receptor 52N5-like. Lineage: Eukaryota; Metazoa; Chordata; Actinopteri; Chaetodontiformes; Chaetodontidae. The record is from RefSeq and is a predicted model, not a curated record. Gene Ontology annotation, biological process: G protein-coupled receptor signaling pathway. The transcript has a single exon. Gene Ontology annotation, molecular function: olfactory receptor activity. The coding region runs from base 4 to 948 and encodes 314 amino acids. Gene Ontology annotation, cellular component: membrane.
UUGAUGGAAAACUACACAUUCAACAGCUUCACACUCCAGCUGGAGGGGCUGAAUAUCUCCAGGGAUUCUGUCUAUCCUGUCUUUCUCGUUCUCUUUUUCGCCUACAUUUUUAUAAUGUUCAUGAAUGCAGGCAUUGCUUUUCUGAUUUAUACUGACAAGAGCCUUCACCAGCCCAUGUAUCUCCUUUUCUGCAACCUGUCAGUCAAUGACAUCCUUGGAAACUCCAUCAUGGUGCCUCGUUUGCUUUCAGACAUGUUGCUGCCUCCCUCCGAGCUCCUCAUCAGUUAUUAUGAAUGUGUGGUCCAAGCUUUCACCACACACAUGUUUGGUGCCGCUUCUCACACUGUGCUCAUGAUUAUGACCUUUGACAGAUAUGUGGCCAUCUGCAAUCCGCUGCGCUAUGCUACCAUAAUGACCAACAAGAUGGUGAUCAAGCUGACGGCAUCUGCCUGGGGAGUGGCCUUUGUUUUGGUCGGGAUUCUGCUCGGUCUGACCGUACGGCUGAACCGAUGCAGGACUAUGAUCAUGAAUCCUUACUGUGACAAUGCCUCCUUGUUUAAACUCUCCUGUGAGAGUGUGUUUAUUAAUAACGUCUAUGGACUCACUUUCACUGUAGUCUUGUUCACAGCUUCUAUCGGCAGCAUGGUUCUCACCUACACUAAGAUUACAGUAGUCUGUCUGACCAGUAAUAACAAGUCUUUGAACAGUAAAGCCUUGAAGACCUGCAGCACUCAUUUGGUUGUGUAUCUGAUCAUGCUGAUCAGUGGAUUUAUUGUCAUUAUUCUGCAUCGCUUCCCUCAGUACUCAGACUACAGGAAACUUUCCGCUGUUCUGUUUCAUAUCAUCCCCGGCAGCCUCAACCCCAUUAUUUAUGGGGUUCAGUGUGCAGAAAUCUGGAGAUCCUUGUCAAAAUUAUCUAGAGCGAAACCAGUCAUGCCAUCAUUCUGA